AUGCAUAACAGAUGGUUCUUCGAAACUCUCGAGGAGAUAACCUUUACCAAAUGCAAAGAUGAUCCACUAUUUGUAUCAGUUGUGACCUGUGCCUUCGUGUCCCUUGAUAUACAAUUAUGUCUCCAUGAAAGUACAAGCUAUUUACAAUUGUAUUAUGGCUAUCAUGUUUCACCGAAAGCAAUAAUUUUAGCUAAGUUGAGAACUAGAAGUUUCACGAGAUUUCAAAUGAAGAUUGCCAAAUGUGCCAUAGUCCCGCGUCCAGAAGGAGGUGGAAACCAUCGACCAAAUGCUGGACACUUGGGAGAAGCCAAAUCCGUGAGUGAUCUGAUGAGUAGCUACAGACGUGUAAGAGACCGCAAUUUGCAGCAGGAGAACCAAGUCAUGGCCUUCAGCGAAGACGACCACAAUCAUAAGGUUGUACUGGAUGUCCAUGACUUCAAGAGUGGUGACGUUAAGGUCAGAGUGGAAGAUAAUCAGGUGGUGGUGGAAGGUCGAGUGGAAAAGGAAGAGGGCGACUACAAGUCCUUGAAAAGCUUCUGUCGAUGUUUCAACUUCCCAGGCAAAGUGGACAUGGAGGCCGUGACUUCCGCAAUGUCUUCCGAUGGCGUGUUGACUGUCACGGCUCCGAAGAUUCCACAGGCAGCAUAAGAAAACAUAUAUAAUUAACUCUGAUCGUAACAUAAUCUUUAAGACAAUGUAUGUUUCAGUAACUUAUUAUUUAGGAUAAUAAAAGGAAUAAGACAUUUUUAAAAAUAAAUUAUAUUUGUUUA
Messenger RNA from Penaeus vannamei (Pacific white shrimp), 770 nucleotides. NCBI's taxonomy places the organism in Eukaryota, Metazoa, Arthropoda, Malacostraca, Decapoda, Penaeidae. The record is from RefSeq and is a predicted model, not a curated record.